AUGGACAAGAUUCAGAUCCGCACAUGUUUGGACGGGGAGGUGGUUGAUAUGUUGGUGAUGCAAGGGCAUGAGAUGUGUGCUCGGCCGGAGCUAGCCCUGCAGGUGAUCCGGCGCCGAGCUGAACAGGUCCUGGUAGGAAAGGUGCAGGUCAAGAGGAUCGUGUACCGAGAUGAGGAAGGAGAUUCUUGCACCCUCACCGCGCCCUCCAUGGCUGAUGCCUUGGACCUUUGCAAGGGCGGUGUGUUGCUGUUGCAAGUGGUCCCUGCUUCGCUGGGAACAGCCUCUUCGCUUCAUGCCGAAGAGCUGAUGGAUGAGUUGCUGAAGCGAGUGAAGGGACUCAACCUGAAGAGGGUCUGGGAGAGACUUGGGGAAGCAGGGCUGGAGCUGUUGGCUGAGCUUCAGAAACAAUGGCAGGAGGAUUGGGCAGAACUGAUCCAGCCUCUGAAUGCUCUGGCCUCGGGCAUGGAGAUCCCCAAGGACGACCUGUUGCAGCUGGCCAUUCAGAUGUACCAGAAGAUGGAUGGCUCUAUGCAAGAGAAGGUCAAUGCAUAUGCCUCGUGCACCCUGGAGGCUAUAGUGAAGGAGCUUUCGGCUCCACCCACCAUCCUCUGCAACAGCUGUGGCCUCGCCGUCUCCGUGGGGCACCUCUGUGUCUUCUGCGCGGGUGAUGCGAAACCCGAGCGAGAAGCCACGCGCCCGCGUGCUGAGCAGGUGGACACAUCAGUGGCGGCCACGGCGCUGAUGUCACUGCUUGAGCAUCCAGACAAGGUGGUGCGGGAGGCGGCUCAGCUGGCCCUUGAGGCGGCCGCGGCCGCUCCAAAGGCCCUUUGCGACGACGCCGUGUCCGUUUCCGACCGCUGGAGCUGGGAGCUGAUCAGCGAGGCAACGACCACGGAGGCAGAGCCGGAAGAGUUGGAGUCGAGGUCCGAGGAACGCGAGGAGUCGCGCGCGGAGAGCUGGGAGAGCGAAGAGUUCCAAGGUGCCAACGUGAUUCACAGCUCCUACUUUGACCGAGUGGAAGAUGGACCCCAUGGACCCAAGGAGAUCAAGCUUCCAAACAUCGAGGACGAUACCAAUGAGCAUCCUAAAGUCCUAGCGAGGGCUGGCAGAGAUAUUUUUUGGUCCUCGCUGGUAGAAAGCGCAGCAGCUGCCGAAGUCGUUCUGAAUUUGGUGCUGCCCUCCUUGGUCUGUUCUCGCCAUGCGGGGCUGUGGCAGCCACCAUCCGAGUGGCUGCUGAUCCUGCUGACGUUGGCCAUGAAUUUGGGGGGCACUUUUCUGGAAGGAUUCUUCAAAGCGACACGACUGCUGUCGCAGACCAUUCGGUGGAGUCAGAAAGAUCAUUUGUUGGUCUUCGUGACGGCGGAGGCCUUCAGCGCCGGUGCGCUGAGUGUGGCGACCUCUUUCCCUGGAGUAUCAGGAAGUGCUAGCGGCCUUCCACUGGGCUUGAACUCCUUGUGGUUUGGAGCCAUAUUUUCCUUCUCCAACAUGCUGCUGGGCCUCCUUUUCUACCUCUGGGGCAGUCGCACUGGACGCCUCUGUUUCAAGCGCGAGUGGCCUGCCAUCCUUCGCUUCGCCGAGGCCUGGCAGAAAUUUGCCCGGGCCACGGUGCUCUUGGCCAUUCUCCUGCCCAUGCUUGGGAGGCCCUUCAUUUCCUUGGCCCUGCGUGGGGAGUCCUUGCCUCCCCUGCCACUGGACAUGUCCGAGCCCGAACUCAGACCCAACCUGGCAUUGCCAAAGCUGCAGUACAAUGGUUGGGUCAUCUUUGAAUGCCCUCCCUUCAUCAUUGGAUUGCUCUGCGGUAUCGUGAUGAGCGUCUGCGGCGCGGCGCUGGCGACGUUUUUCUGUGGUCGCUUCGAAAGCCACGAACGCCCCGCCGCGCGGCUACUGGUGAACCUGGCAGCAUCUCUGAUGGCCUACACGGCACGAGGGAUUGAUGCAGCAGUUGACUCAGCAGAGGGGCAGAACCCUCUUCGUACCAGCAGCGACUUUCUACGAUCAAAGUUUGUGAGCAGUUUCUGCGGGGCGCUCUCAGCCUUUUCGGGCACCAUUGGGGACAUCGCAGACGUGCAGUUCGGGUGCGCCGCCGAGGACAGCAUGUUGGAUGCUCCCGAGAAACGAAACAGCAAAGCUUCCCAGCUCCGUGGCUUGUCACGCAUCCCGGCGAUCCAGAACUUCCUGCUGCACUGGCUGUUGACGCUGCUGGUGAUGUGGGGCUGCGCGCGCUUUGAGAGUUGGCCCCAUGUGGAGCUGGUGGAACUGGUGACCUCAAGCAGCUCUCCGGUGUCGUCGCUGUCGCUUGGUGGGCCCAGCCUGGUGCGGCGCGAUAAGGGGCGGUCCAAACGGGACCACAGCUCCCUGGAGCCGGACACGGAGUUGCUGCAUGCAAUGACCUUAGCGGUGCAGCCGCCUCCGCAAUACCUGCCGCGAGAGGGCGGGAGGGCCGGAGAUUUGUGCAGAUCCCAAGUGAACAUGUGUGAAACCGCAGGAGGGGAAGACAAGGAGACGGAGGAGACGCGACCAGGUGUGCGGGGCCAGAACUCUGCAGUUACCUUCGCGGCCUCGGCAUGCACUGGAGGUGCCGGCCACAUGGUCGAGCCCAGUGAGGACAUCGAAAGCAGCACCAUGGACGUCAGAGAUUUUAUUUUUCUGGUGGUGGAGCAGCUGAGUUUCUCGGCUACAACGAGCGCAGAAGGACCUGCUUUUGAGCCGAAAAAACGGGCGUUUCAGCAGCUGGGCAUCGAGCCCAACCCUGCCCGCUUCUGGGCUGCAGUGGCUCAGUGGGUUCCAUGUUGGAUGGCUCAGGUUGCAUUGCACAUCCGAGCUUUGCAGGAAACCAGCGUCAGAGCGGAAGUGAAUUUGAAGAAGCAGCGUGGCCGAGCCAGGCCUGACAUCAUGCGUUUCUUAGCUGAGGCCGUGCGGACGGGAGAAAGGAUGAACUCAUCCUUGACUGGAGAAGAUGCAGCCCAAGCAGAAGCCGAUGAAGCUUGCUGCUGCAUUGGCUCCUACUUGGGCUGCGUGUUCGUGAGCGAAAUACGAAGACAUCGGCCCCUGCGGCUGGCGACGAGGCAGCUGAAGGCCACGUGGAGAGACCAAACGCGCUUCGUCCGUGCCAAGGCACUGGCGCCCCUGUCCGCAGACUGGUGGAGCAGCAGGGGUGCCCUGUGGGUAGUCGCACUUGGCAAUGGCAAUGCUUGCAUUCUUGUGACUGGCUCAAGCGGCGACUAUAUCGCCCCCAAGGGCCUUGGCAGCAACGACAAGCAGGGCGCACCGCGGCGUGCGGUGGCCAGUGGCUUAGAGAUCGAUGAGGUGCCACGGCCCAAGAAGACAAAGCCCCAGAAUCUCCAGAAAUUGUCGAUGGAAGAUUUGAAUCAGCGGAAGCAUGAUUUGAAAAUGGAGGAGAACUACCACAGCAAUGUCAUGGGCAUCAAGAAGCGUGGGCCAUACAGUGCCAGCGACGUGCGGGCCAGCUACACUCAGGUGCUGAGAUUUCAGUACCUGCAGAAAGAGGUGGAUCUGGAGAUCGAACGUCGAGAAGCGCGGAAAGAGAGCCAGCAGGAGGCCAAAGCUCGGAAGAAGCAGGAAAAGGAGGAGACGCAACGCGCCGCCAAAGCUGCACUGGCUGCAGCCCAGGAAGACUCCUUCGCCUUCGGUCCUGGUGUGGCGUUGCCACCGGGCGUGCCGCCGGGCGGAGACGUCGCCUCUGGUGGCGGUUUCACCUCCUGGGACGACAUGAGCCACGAGCGGCCCUACGCCUCCGGCGCAUCCAGUGCCAGCUCCCAACGGCCAAUGGCGCCAUCGCCGGAGCGGGAGGAGAGCGCUGGGAGUGCCUCAGCCAAUUUCUUCAAGCAGAUGGCCAUGGCCAAUGCUAAUCAAGGAAUGGGUGGAUUCUUUGGCUCAGAAAACUCCAUGAGUGGAGCCUCUGCCGAGGAGUCGUCCAAUCCCAUGCUGGCCACGAUGGCCAAGAUGAUGAUGGAAACGCAGAAAAAGCUCAAAGAAGCACAGGAAAAGAUGAACAAAGUCUCUGAAAAGACUAGCGGUUCUUCUGGUGGCUUCCAGAUGGGUUUCUUGCCAUUCAGAUAUACUCUUGUUGGAUGUGGGCAUAGGCUUUGGAUCCGCACCCACCGCUUUCAGACGCUGAUUUGCCCGCGCCAGCCACCCGUGCCCGCGCGCAUCACAGUUGGAGGGGAACGCCAGUUGCUGGUGGAGGGUGGUGAUCCCAUCUCGCUGAACGAGCAGGCCCGGCAAAAACUGCAGUGGUGCUGGGCUGCUGGGACACCAACUCAUCACCGAUGGGAUCUGCGACAUUUUGAUUUCAUGGACCUAUCCCAACAGUUGGGUGGCCAGGGAGCUCUCUUUCACGGUCCAGAUCUGAGCAUGAAGGUGGUGGAGUAUCAGGAAGUGUCGACAGGGAUCACAUGGGAUGAGAUGCAACGCUAUGAUGAGGAUCCGCCCAGCCCGGUGAAUUUCCAUCGACCCGUGACCCGACCAAAGAUCGCCAUGUCUGAGUUCACCGUUCGCACGCGCAAGUUCCUGAACAACCCCUUGCUGGGACGCAAGCAGUUCGUCUUGGAUGUGAUCCAUCCUGGUAUGGCCAAUGUUUCGAAGAAGGAUCUGGCCGAAAAGCUGCGCAGCAUGUACAAGGUCCAUGACGUUCAGUGCAUCCAACUCUUCAGCUUCAAGACUGCCUUUGGAGGUGGCCGCAGCAGCGGCUUCGGUUUGAUCUACGAGAACCUGGAGAAGCUGAAGAAGUUCGAGCCCAAGUACCGCCUGAAGCGCACCGGCCUGGGUGGUGAGAAGAAGGGCCCCGGACGUCGUGCCAAGAAGGAUACCAAGAACCGCAUGAAGAAGGCCAGGGGAAAGGAGAAGGCCAAGGCUGGCGCCAAGAAGUCUCUGGAAGAGUCCAAGUGGAACAGCAACGAUGCGCGCUUGGGGCGGGCCAGUCGCGGCUCCAAUCGCUGUGCCUUGCGCUGA
Molecule: messenger RNA, 4971 nt
Organism: Cladocopium goreaui
Lineage: Eukaryota; Dinophyceae; Suessiales; Symbiodiniaceae
Source: the annotation of a GenBank genome assembly